CUUCACUCACUGCACUACCACGACCAACAUCAUGUCUACUCAAGCCGUCGCGUUCGAUUGGCUCCCUCAGGAAGUGAUGGAGAAUAUUGCUUUCUUCGCAGCAACCACGACAGAUGUAGGACCUCCCGAUCUGCUCCCUCUACUUCUAAGCUGCAGGAGCGUAUACCGUGCUCUAUCAUUCGAGACAAAUCUACAUCUUUGCGCGCGCAUAUUUGAGUAUAAAUUCGAUCUUAGUGCCGCCGUUCGCCGUCUGGGCCCGCAGGUCGCCACACCUGAUAUCUUAUCGAAGGAGUUGCGCAAACGAUUUGUUUGCCUGAAGCGGAUACGGGCGCGGACGGAUUCCCAAAUACGCGCACCAGAUACUAUGUCGAAUUCGCCGAUCAUUAGCGAGUUGCUUUGGCUUGCCUACCUAAUGAUGCUUGAAAAUGACGGAAAGAAUGUCAAGCAACUGAGGGAGUACGCAGGAAUAGAGCGAUGGUUGAUGGAGUAUUGGUUCGAUGACGAGGGUGCAUCGCUCGCCUCGAAGACCCUCUUGGAAGAUGUGUGGCCGCUCAAUAAUGAGCACAAUUCUCUGGCAAUGUGGUUGUUUUGGUUGUUUCUCAGACCCGACCGUUUCCAGCGUACCGAAAGGAACUAUCGGACUUUUGCAACCGUUUUGAAACCGACUGCUUUAGCAGCCAACAAGUAUAAUAUAUGUCACGCCCCAUGGGAGGACUUUGUCCCCAGGUCCUGUCUGCUUGAGCCUACGUGCAUAAAUCACUAUUCUAAUUCAUAUCAACUGACUCCACCGACUAUGGCUAUUCCUGCAAUCCUCUCUUACCUCAGCUUGGUGGGUCCCCUUUUAGGUCCAGCAAGGGUUGUCUACAAAGGACCACAUACACCGAACAGUUUUCCAUUCUCUCUGAAUCAGAGUCUUGAGUGGGAAGCUGAUUGGCAGAGGUGCAUGAAUCUCGCUGAAAAUCCUCUCGCCAAUCAAUUCUCGGGUGCAUAUAAAGUCGGCAGUAUACAAGGUGUGUGGGAAGGUGUCUUUACGUACACAGAAUUCACUACCUAUGCUGCGCUUCUGUCUGGACGCUCCCCUUCAAUCCUUCAUAAUUGUAUGGUUGCGCAGCAUCGUCAAACAUGGAAGUUACGAGAGUAUCACUUAAUUGUAUCAAGGGGCGCUGAUGGCAUUGCCGACGGCGUAAAAUCACCGCGUUUUUUUCCGUCUGGCAUCCGCAUUCACGAGCACGCAGGCGGUGCGGAGGUACACGAGCCUGGGAAAAUGGCUCCACUUUCUUACAGCCAGCCGUCGGCUUGUGGCGAGGAAGCCGAGGGCUUCAAGUGCCCCGAGGUUCAAGAUAUUAUUGUCGUAGGAGAGGGUCAUUCUGCUUGGGGUCAAUUCAAUGUCAUUGGUAGGGUACGACCUUGCGACGGGUUUGUUAGUUUUUUGAAGGAAUAUGUCGAAGGCGAUCGAGGACAAUGGCUUUACCGGGGCUAUCUGGUUGGUAGCAUCAACGGGAGCCUCACUGGGCGCUGGCGAGACACGCUCAGUCUCCCCGGUGCCAACGGUUAUGAGGGCUGUUUCGUGAUGAGUAGGCGGAGAUAACGGAAUCAUAUACUGAUUUCUGGAUAUAAAUUCAGUUUACCGAUAUCCUUACUUCUAUGCAAGUUUGAGCGAAACCAGAGCGUGUGCAUCUCGCCUGGGCUAGUCUUACAACAAGGUUUGCCGGUCCGUGCAGGAUUAGUCCGGCUGCUGAGUGACAGAACA
This is a messenger RNA of Suillus subalutaceus, 1750 nucleotides long. RefSeq lists its product as uncharacterized. The record is from RefSeq and is a predicted model, not a curated record. The transcript is spliced from 7 exons. Lineage: Eukaryota; Fungi; Basidiomycota; Agaricomycetes; Boletales; Suillaceae. Bases 32 to 1588 code for a protein of 518 amino acids.